Molecule: messenger RNA, 2633 nt
Organism: Salarias fasciatus (jewelled blenny)
Lineage: Eukaryota; Metazoa; Chordata; Actinopteri; Blenniiformes; Blenniidae
Product: alpha-1,3-mannosyl-glycoprotein 4-beta-N-acetylglucosaminyltransferase C
Exons: 7
Coding region: 239-1624 (461 amino acids)
Biological process (GO): protein N-linked glycosylation
Molecular function (GO): acetylglucosaminyltransferase activity
Source: RefSeq, a predicted model, not a curated record
UUCCCCCCCCCCCCCCCCCGCCCUCCGGGCCGGGCAGCGGGGCUGAGGGCAGCACGUGGCCGGGACGGGCGCCCUGGAGGCGGGAUCGAGCCUCCGCGGAGCUCCGCCGGUCCCGGAGCGGCUGGAGGCGCGGCGGGACGCGGAGCGAGCGGACGGAGCCGUUCGGGAGGUUUAUGACCGACAGUGAGACAGAAAAGUGACAUUUUAACCGGAACGAAGCGACGAGCCUCAACAGGAAAUGCGGUGUCUAUUGAAGAAGAAGAACAUUUUGGUGGCUGUGCUGCUGCUUAUCAUCGGGGGAAUUUAUCUCAUGAAGGGUCCGUUGGGCUCGUCCGAGCCGGCCGUCAGCGAGCUGAGCCGGCGGGCCGACCGGCUGGUCAGCCAGGAGUCGUGGGUGGAGCAGGGAGACUUCCUGCCCCUCAACGUGUCCUACCAGCUGCUGGCCGGGACGCCGGCCACCCGGCAGAAAUACCUGGCGAUCGGCCUCUCCUCCGUGAAGAGGAAGAAGGGCAGCUACCUCGCCUCCACCCUGCGCUCCAUCUUCUCCCAGUCGUCUGCGGAGGAGCGCGCCUCCAUGGUGGCGGUCGUGCUGCUCGCGGAUUUCGACGUCCGCUGGAGAGUCGAGACGGUGAAGGAACUAAAGACGGAGUUCCAGUCAGAGCUGGAAGAAGGCCAGCUGAUAGUCGUGCACGUUUCUGAGGAGUGGUACCCCGCAGUCACAGGUCUCAAGAGGAACUACAACGACCCGCCGGACCGCGUCACGUUCCGUUCCAAACAGAACCUGGAUUACUCCUUCCUGAUCCAUUACAGCUCCGGUCUGGGCCGCUACUACCUGCAGCUGGAGGACGACAUCUCCUGCGCCAAAAACUUCUUCACAACUAUCAAGAAACGCGUGGAAGAGCAGGAGGCCAAGAAGACCACCUGGGCCACGCUGGAGUUCUCCGCCCUCGGAUACAUCGGGAAGCUCUACAAGUCCGUCCACCUUCCCCUGCUGUCGCGCUUCCUGUUCCUCUUCUACCAGGAGAUGCCCUGCGACUGGCUGCUCACCCAUUUCCGAGAGGUGAUGACCCAGAGAGAGCAGCUCCUCUUCAAGCCCUCGCUCUUCCAGCACAUGGGGAUCUACUCCUCCUACCACGGGAACUACAACAAGCUCAAGGACAAAGACUUCGAGGAGGGCUUCUACGCCAAUCCUCCAGCCAGAGUCUUCUCCAACAUGUCCACCUACCAGGACCACGCGCCGCAGAACGCGUGGGACGCCGGGGAGAAGUUCUUCUGGGGCCGCUCUCCAGCGGGCGGAGACUACCUGACGGCCGUGCUGUCCCGGCCCGCCCUGCUCACCUGGGUCUCCGUGGAGACGGGAUCCGGGGGGAAGGACUUCCUGCAGUCGGCCCGGGUGGAGUUAGGGACGGGGGUGGUCAGCAGCGAGACAGAGCAGAGCUGUACGUCGUUCGAGCCACUGGGAGAAAUCAAGAACGGGAAAUUUGAAAUGCAGGAGGUGGACCGGCGGCACAGCUCCGCCUCUUCCUGCGUGAGGAUACUGGUCACAGCGGCGCAGAACGACUGGGUGAUCAUUCGCAAAAUCAGGAUCACGGAAAAACCCGGCACCCCUCCACACCCGGCAUAGCAGUCCCUUUACCCUGCCGGGGGGGAAAACCAGGUCCCGAUCAGCUGGAACUGAUGCAGGGGGCGGCCUUCUUUAGAAACACCACAAAGCUGCUGUUUGAGCAAAAUGAGCACUGAUCUGCCUGAAGGGCUGCGCCGUGGCAGCACGGUCAUCGGAGGCGGCCAUUUCUGACGGUUUUGGGGAGUUUGAUGUUUGACAGAGCUGAUCUCUAAUCCUGAAUCUGGCUCCAUGUGAUUGAUCUCAGCUGUAAAGCGACAGGAUCCUCGGCUUCCAGAGCAGGUGGGCCACCGAGGGCGUCUGGACGCUGCCCGGUGUGAAGUCCUGACUCCGCUCAGCGGACUGAACCGUCACCUGCACUGUAUUUAUUAUGUGUGUGUGUGUGUGAAUCAGAUGGACCCAGUCCGACGUGCUGCUGCUGCUGGAGUGUUUUUAUUGUUGUUUGGCUGAAUCUAACGCCUGGAGCUCGGUGCUGCCGUGGAUCUGCUGCUGCUGCAGCUCCUCCUCCGCCUCGGCGCCCGGACCCGGACCAGCGGCCUGACUCUCAGACGGAGAGCCCGGCUUCCCGCUCAGGACUCCGUCGUUCUCACAGACGCUCCUCUGGGACGGCGGGCCGUCACUGCUCUGAAAGAGCCGGAACAGAUCCGUUAGAGUCCAGUCGGUCUGAUUUGUGUCAUGGUGCUUUCACAGAGAGGGAAACGCUCAAGAAGCCAGAAGCUGAAGUUGUCACAGCAUGGAGCUCAUUUCAUGGCUCGUCCACUGUCGAAGAAAAGCUCCUUUACUACUUUUCUGUUGGUUUCAUUCUGCUCCUGAGAUCCAGGGCUUAAAGAUAAUUGUGGUUAAGUUAAGUUUUUUCUAUUUAUAGCAUUAAAAAGAUGUUAUAAAGUGUAAUCAAGAUGAAAUGUUUUUACAUGAGUAAGUGAUGUUGUGACAGUUUCUAUCGGGCUCUGGUGUGAAUGAGUCAACGUUGAGGAUUUUAGCAUUUAAACCUCAAUAAAAAGAUGUGCACAUU